Messenger RNA from Aplosporella prunicola CBS 121167, 1008 nucleotides. RefSeq lists its product as uncharacterized. The record is from RefSeq and is a predicted model, not a curated record. Gene Ontology annotation, cellular component: cytosol. Gene Ontology annotation, molecular function: aldose reductase (NADPH) activity. The transcript has a single exon. The coding region runs from base 1 to 1008 and encodes 335 amino acids. NCBI's taxonomy places the organism in Eukaryota, Fungi, Ascomycota, Dothideomycetes, Botryosphaeriales, Aplosporellaceae.
AUGCCUUUCGGUCCCCUCAAGGAGGUCAGCAACUCCACCACCUUCACCCUCAACAAUGGCGUGAAGAUCCCUGGUGUCGGUUUCGGCACCUUCGCCAGCGAGGGCGCCAAGGGCGAGACCUACAAGGCCGUCACCGCCGCCCUCAAGACCGGCUACAGGCACCUCGACUGCGCCUGGUUCUACCAGAACGAGGAGGAGGUUGGCGAGGCCAUCCGUGACUUCCUCAAGGAGAACACCAACGUCAAGCGUGAGGAUCUCUUCAUCUGCACCAAGGUGUGGAACCACCUGCACGAGCCCGAGGAGGUCAAGUGGUCGUUCGAGAGCUCGCUGAAGAGGUUCGGCGUCGACUACAUCGACCUCUUCCUCGUCCACUGGCCCAUUGCUGCCGAGAGUGAUGACAACCACAUGCCCAAGAUUGGCGCCGACGGCAAGUACAUCAUCAAGAAGGACCUCACCGAGAACCCCGAGCCCACGUGGCGCGCCAUGGAGGAGCUCUACAACUCGGGCAAGGCCAAGGCCAUUGGUGUCUCCAACUGGACCAUCCCCGGUCUUGAGAAGCUCUUCAAGAUCGCCAAGGUCAAGCCUACCGUCAACCAGAUCGAGAUCCACCCCUUCCUUCCCAACGAAGCCCUCAUCAAGUUCUGCCAGGAGAACGACGUCCUCCCCGCGGCCUACUCGCCUCUUGGUUCGCAGGACCAGGUCCCCAACACGGGCGAGAAGGUCCGCACCAACAAGACCCUCAACGAGGUCGCCCAGCGCAGCGGCAACGACCUCGCCCAGGUUCUGCUGGCCUGGGGUCUCCGCCGCGGCUACGUCGUCCUGCCCAAGAGCUCCACUCCCUCGCGCAUCGAGAGCAACUUCAAGAUCCCCAACCUCUCGGACGAGGACUUCGAGGCUGUCAACGCCGUCGCCAAGGGCCGCCACACUCGUUUCGUCAACAUGAAGGACACCUUUGGCUACAACGUCUGGCCCGAGGAGUCGGUCGAGGCCGGCACCUCUGUUGCUUAA